ACAGUGUCCCGCCGGCGCCAUUUUACUGGAGGGCAGGAGAGGAGGAAGAGAGCAAAGAACACCUGUCAUUUUGUGCUGCUGCUCUCUUAUUUCACCCCCGUCGCCGGCCGCACCUCGCCAAACUCUCCAUGGUACAUCCAGGCACCCUAAACCCCUAGUAUGGCGUGCCUGAACACCCUCAAGCAGGAAAUAAGAGUGUUGGAGAGCGCCUUCCCCAAAACGAAUGACCUCUUCCAAGUGGUGUCAGCGAGUGUGGACGAAUUGACGUGUCGAUUCAUCUCCAAAACGGGCAAGAAAUACGACAUCCACGCCAACAUCACCGAGACAUACCCACAUUCUCCUCCAGUCUGGUUCGCUGAGACAGAGGACACCAAUGUAACCAACGCCAUUGAGAGACUUAGUAACACGGUCGGCAAGGAUAACCAUGUGCUACAACAGGUGAAGUUGCUACUGCGAGAGCUGACCACGGCCUUCUCCAUGGAGGAGCCGCCCGACCUUGACGAUCGGCUUGACCUCGUCUCCGUGCCUCAGGUCAUCAACGGUCACGAUGUCACCGACCAUCACGAGGAAUACGAGGACUCAGAGAUGGAGGAGGAGGAGGAGGACAUGGAGGAAGACAUUCACUUGGAGAUGGAGGACAACACAUCGUCACACGCCGCGCAGAAGGACGAAGACAUCCACCCCAGCCACAUGGCCACUCUCGACCGACUCAAGGCCAACCAGCGCCAGGACUACCUCCGGGGCUCCAUCUCCGGCUCCGUGCAGGCCACCGACAGGCUCAUGAAGGAACUGAGGGACAUAUACCGAUCAGACAGCUUCAAGAAGGGCGUGUACAGUGUGGAGCUGGUGAACGACAGUCUUUACGAGUGGAAUGUGAAGCUGCUCAUCGUGGACUCAGACUCGCCGCUCCACAAUGACAUGGUUCAGCUAAAGGAGCGUGAGGGGAUGGACCACAUUCUCUUUAACUUCCACUUCAAGGAGAUGUACCCCUUCGAGCCCCCAUUCGUGCGUGUGGUCCAGCCGGUCAUCAGCGGGGGCUACGUGCUGGUGGGGGGCGCUAUCUGCAUGGAGCUCCUCACCAAGCAAGGAUGGAGCUCGGCCUACACCAUCGAGGCGGUAAUCAUGCAAAUCGCGGCAACGCUGGUCAAGGGCAAGGCUCGCAUCCAGUUCUCGGCACAGAAGUCUGGGAAAAUCAGCGGAAGCAGUAAUCAGGGUCAGUACAGCUUGGCCAGGGCACAGCAAUCGUUCAAGUCCCUCGUACAGAUCCAUGAGAAGAACGGCUGGUUUACGCCCCCUAAGGAAGAUGGGUAAGGAGGCACAGCGGACAACUGCAUAUUAACCUCCAGUCCCUCCCUCCCCCCCACUCCACCCCCUCUUGUCCCCAUCUCCCUGUCAGGCUGUUUUUGUCUGCUCUUCCACCACUGACCCUUCACCACCACCUCCACCACAACCACCACCACCGCCGUCAUCUCAAUGGGCCCCCACCACCACCACCACCACGUACCACCACCACCGCUGCUGUUACCACAUGCAAGACUUUGGAUGUGACCUUCGCCUCUUGGGAUGGUGCAGAGGAGAAGGUCAUUUGGCGUUAGUGAAUGUCCCGGGAUGGAAGUUUUAUUUUAGUACGAUUUACCCUCUUUAUUUUUUUGUUUGUGUCCGAAGCAUUGAUGCGAUACCCGCCCGCCUGCCGACCCGACCUGCGUACCUGGUUGGCCGGUUGAUUGGUCGGGUCACCUUAAUUACGCCCUUACCUGUUCUCAUUUCCUUUUAUUACUGUUGAGUGGUGAUGUAUUUACACUGUGGUCAUUCUCAUGUUAAUUGUACCAGUGUCUUCAAUUGUAUUAUUUUUAUUAUUAUUCCUUUGUUUCUUCAUCCUUCCGAGCGUAAGUCACCACCAUCACUACUAUCAUCAUCAUCAUCAUCACCACCAGAGCAGUUAUCUUCGCGUGCUUAUGUUUAGAAUUAUUUUUUUGCAAGCGUUUCUUCUUCUUUCCUCUUCUCACUCACUCACUCGAACGCUCUACGCUGCGGAAAAGAAAAUACGAAAAAAAAUCCUCGCACUGUAGAUUCUGAAGCACCCAUCACCACCACCACCACCACCAGACACAAAAGCAUCCACAAUUAAAACGCCUGAUAAUUCAAACACUAUUAGUCUUCGUCACCAAUACCACGGCAGAUGUUUGUUUUUUAACCCAUUUUUCAAGGUGCGGUUAGUUCGUUUUCUUAAUUUUUCUUGAAUCACAUUUAACGACUUGAGUUUCAGUUCGUAACGUAUCGACUUAACCGUGAAAGUCCAUUAAUUCUGGCCGACUCCACCCCCUAAAAAGUGGAAUUAGGAAGCCAAAUCAUCCACAUAACUUGAUAAAUGGUAAUAUGAUGUUUGGAAAAUCUACACACACACACACACACACACACACACACACACAGCAAGUCAGUCAGUCAGUCAAGCGUUAGGUCGUCAUUUUAAGAGGUACAGUUGAUGCCAUGUAAUGUAUAGAGAGUGUAGGCUUUUUAAGAGAGGCUCGGGAAGGAAGGCAAGGGAAGGGAUUGGGAAGGAAGGGAAGAGAAGGGAUAGGGAAGGAAGGCAAGGGAAGAGAUUGGGAAGAGAAGGGAUCGGAAAGGAAGGCAAGAGAAGGGAUAGGGAAGGAAGGCAAGGGAAGGGAUCGGGAAGGAAGUGAAGGGAUUGGAAAGGAAGGCAAGGGAAGGGAUCGGGAAGAGAAGGGAUCGGAAAGGAAGGCAAGGAAAGGGAUUGGGAAGGAAGCCAAGGGAAGGGAUCGGAAAGGAAGGCAAGGAAAUGGAUUGGGAAGAGAAGGGAUCGGAAAGGAAGGGAAGGGAAGGGAUUAGGAAGGAAGGCAAGGCAAGAGAAGGGAUAGGGAAGGAAGGCAAGGGAAGGGAAGGGAUAGGGAAGGAAGACAAGGCUCGGUAAGCAAGAAAGGCUAAAGGAAGGGAAGUGUCAGGCUGUCAUGUGUGUCUCAGUGAAGCUUCGUGUCUUGAGUACAUGUCUUGCUGUACUAUAAAAAAAUACACCACUCACUGUCACUGUUACCACCACCACCACCACCAUUGUCAUCACCAUCACCAUCAUUUUUUUUUCUAAGGUAUACUCAUAAGUUUUUCCACUGCACGAAAUUAUAGUCAGCGAUCCUUGUAAUGAAAAAGCCGCCUUAAAACCAGAGUGCUUGCGAUCAGGUUACUAAACAAUUUUAAUGGCAACACGGCUAUCACAUAAGUCACAUUCAGUUAUAAGAAAAAAUAGAAAUAACAGUGCACCAAAUUUUAGGUAUGACCCGACUCUUGUAAUGAAAAAGACGCCUUGAAACCACAGUGCUUACGAUCAGGUUACUAAACAAUUUUAAUGGCAACACGGCUAUCACACAAGCCACAUUCAGUUAUAAGAAAGAAUAGAAAUAACAGUGCACCAAAUUUUAGGUAUGACCCGACUCUUGUAAUGAAAAAGAUGCCUUGAAACCACAGUGCUCGCUAUCAGGUUACUGAACAAUUUUAAUGGCAACACGGCUAUCACACAAGCCACAUUCAGUUAUAAGAAAGAAUAGAAAUAACAGUGCACCAAAUCAUAGUUCGGACCCGAUUCUUGUAAUGAAAAAGAUGCCUUGAAACCACAGUGCUUGCUAUCAGGUUACUAAACAAUUUUAAUGGCAACACGGCUAUCACACAAGCCACAUUCAGUUAUAAGAAAGAAUAGAAAUAACAGUGCACCAAAUCAUAGUUCGGACCUGACUCUUGUAAUGAAAAAAACGCCUUGAAACCACAGUGCUUGCUAUCAUGUUACUAAAUAAUUUUAAUGGCAACACGGCUAUCACACAAGCCACAUUCAGUUAUAAGAAAGAAUAGAAAUAACAGUGCACCAAAUCAUAGUUCGGACCCGAUUCUUGUAAUGAAAAAGAUGCCUUGAAACCAUUGUGCUUGCUAUCAGGUUACUCACUGAACAGUAAUGACAACACGGCUAUCACGAGCCACAUUCAGUUAUAACAAAGAAUAGAAAUAACAGUUACGUUAUAUCACAUCAGGAAUAACCAGCAGCAGAUAGACUUGCUACAUGAACCACUUGAAGACAACUCCCUUUGCAAGAUUUAUAGGUUAGUUUUACAAGACACAACAGACAACACGGCUAUCACAUAAGCCACAUUCAGUCAUAACAAAGAAUAGAAAUGACAGUUACGUUUUGUCACAUCAGGAAUAACCAACACAAGAUAGACUUGCUACAUGAACCACUUGAGCAAAACUUAACCUUGCAAGACUUAUAGGUCAGUUUUCUGAGACACUUUCACUCCUCACAGCAAUUAUUUCUAAGGGUCAACGAAGGGGUCAGUCGGGUUGUAAUGAGAGUUUCUUCAGGUUCACGGCACAGAGGAAGGGUCACACUACCACCAGGGUCAUAAAACUACUACUGGAAAUGCCCACGACUCCUACAAAAGCCUUGUCAAAUGUGUGUUCUUGAGCGGCGAAAUGUCUUAUAAACGUGUCUUCAAAAAAGGGGAAAAAAUUUGCUAUGUGAAUAACUUACUUCUUGCACUACCACCAGGGUCUUAAAACUAGUACUGGAAAUGCCCACGACUCCUACGAAAGCCUUGUCAAAUGUGUGUUCUUGAGCGGCGAAAUGUCUUAUAAACGUCGGUCUUCAAAAAAAUGGGGAAAAAUUAGCGAUGUGAAUAAGUUACUUUUUGCACUACCACCAGGGUCUUAAAACGACUACUGGAAAUGCCCACGACUCCUACGAAAGCCUUGUCAAAUUUGUGUUCUUGAGCGGCGAAAUGUCUUAUAAACGUGCCUUCAAAAAAGGGGAAAAAAUUUGCUAUGUGAAUAACUUACUUCUUGCACUACCACCAGGGUCUUAAAACGACUACUGGAAAUGCCCACGACUCCUACGAAAGCCUUGUCAAAUGUGUGUUCUUGAGCGGCGAAAUGUCGGUCUUCAAAAAAUGGGAAAAAAUUAGCGAUGUGAAUAAGCUACUUUUUGCACUAUAAGAUCAAUACCACAGCAAAUUAACUACAUCAUCGACAGGUAGCAAGAAAUAGUUAAAAAAAAAGCCAUUACAGAAAAAAGUAUCACAAAAUCCAUUACUUUUUGCAUUGUUUAGGCUGGAAAAAGUCCCUGAUUCGCAUAUAUCAAUUAAAAGGCAACAGCAGAUAGGCUUCUCUACAUCAUAAACAGUAAGAGAUUCAAACUUUAAACCUCUAAUAAUUACAAGAUCAUUUUUUCACUACUUAGAAUGAAUGUAAACAGUCUAUCCCUAUCCUUCUCCAUGGCUGUCGUUCUUUUCAUUUCCUAUCCUCAUUUUCCCUCAUAAUCAAUACUGCACACAAUUCAUAUAUACACCAUGAAUUCAACACAGUGGACAAUGCUACACGGUUAAUUGGAACAUAUUUAUUACAUGUUUUCAUUUCGACAUUUAUAGAUAAGGGAUUUUUGUUUUGUGUCACGUAGAGACGGAGACUGAAGCAAGACUUGAUUUUUGUUUUUGUAUAUUUUGUGAUGGAAUUAUGAAAAGGGUGAGUUGAGUUGAGCCUAAACCUACACAUGGCUGGGUUGUUUUAUGUUAGUAUUUUGGUCGAUGAUAAAAAUAAAGGUCGAAAACAUGGCGUUGGUUGUUAGUGGUCUUCAUGGCAAUGGUCAUUUUGUCUAUCUUUAUUUUUCUUUUCCUUUUUUUCUUGAACUUAAACAUGGCAUCGGUGUUAGUAGUCUUUACGGCAAGUCUUUUUUGUAUUUUUUUUUCUUCUUGAACUGCAUCAUUACCAACACAAAAAAAACAUUUGUAUACUCAUAACUUCACAUAGCUUGAACCACCACCAAAUAACACUUCUCAGGUACAUGAAGUGGGCGAGGAAGCUUACACAUUCAGAGCCUAAGCUUAUGUAAUCCAAUCCCAAGUUUAUGCAUUCAAAUCCUAAGCUUCAUAUUCUGAUCCUAAGAGAUUGCAUAUUCAGAUCCUAAGCUUGCAUAAUCCAAUCCCAAGUUUUUUAUGCAUUCAAAUCCUAAGUUUCCAGGUUCAGAUCCCAAGUUUUAAGUGUCAUCUUCAAAUUCCAUGUUUCAUAAUCCGAUCCUAAGUUUACAUAUUCAUAUCCCAAGUUCAUAUCCCAAUCCUAAGUUCACAGGUGCAAAUCCCAAGUUCAUAUGCCAAUCCCAAGUUUACAUAUUCAAAUCCCAAGUUCAUAUCCCAAUCCAAAGUUUACAUAUUCAAAUCCCAAGUUCAUAUCCCAAUCCUAAGUUCACAGGUUCAAAUCCCAAGUUCAUAUCCCAAUCCUAAGUUCACAGGUUCAAAUCCCAAGUUCAUAUUCCAAUCCAAAGUUUACAUAUUCAAAUCCCAAGUUCAUAUCCCGAUCCUAAGUUCACAGGUUCAGAUCCCAUCACGAGACGCCACCAAGAGCUCACAAACGCACUCACCCACAAACGCACUCACUCGUAAAUCACUCACGUUUUACGAUAUCUCAUUUCCGCUUCCGCUGUUUCCUAUUUUUUUUCUCAUUUUUAUUCUCCCAUGUGUUAUUGUAGGUUCGUAGAUGUUCGUUCCUCUCAGUAUGUGUUUGUUCGUGCGUGUGUGAAAGGUGGGGUGGGGAGGGGGCGGAAAGAGGUGGUUGGUUGGCUCUGGGUUCGUGUGUGUUUGUAUGUCUGUGAGUGCGUGACUUGUGAGAGUAGUGAUAUUAUGGAGUUCUUUAUUUUCAUUACGUUUCUGUCGCUCUUAUGACGUGUGUGUGAAUUAUGCUACGGGAGGAUCUAGCGUGUGUGAUCGAGAGAGAGCGAGAGAGAGGACGGCUACCAUUAAUACUGCUUAGUGUGAGAACCUUGACAGACCCACGGAGAGAGCCUCUUUAACAUAAUUACCUUUGGCGGUCUGCACAGGUGACAGCAGCUUCAUUGUCGGAGCGAUCCACGUUACUGCGAGUCUAAUGUUGGCGUGUCGUUAUUAUAAUGGACAUUCCGGCAAAUGGUAAUACAAUGGCCUUUAAAGUGAGCUACUGUGUACAUAUAUAUAUAAAUAUAUAAAUAUACAUACCUUUAGGCAUCAUUUUUGUUGGACUGUAUAAAACAACUCAUGAUGAAAGCCAAGUGUUUGCCCAACCCUGUAAGAAUUGUCAACACUCCUAUUGCCAGUUUUUGUUUAUUUACUUCUGCAUGAAGACUUGCUACGUACUAAGAGUGUUCGGGAGGCCGAGGCUGCGCGAUUAGCAGGGCCGCGCGGAGGCCGGACGCAAGGGACAAGGCUGUGGAAGGAGGGGAGUGUGUGCGUUGACCUGUGGCUGUGUUGGUAUCACUGUGUUGUUGGGACGUACACCCCAGGGCACCCCAGGAGGAGACGAGAGCAUGUGUGUGUACCUGGACGGACACAUGAACGGGACAUGAUGUGCUGUGUGUGUGUGGCUGUGUUGAUGUCAUGAGCGGUCACCGUUUACCCCGCAGAGCACCACAAGAGGAGAGAAGAACUUGUGUAAAGAAAUCAAAUAAAAACAAUUCAAUACGCUAUAAGAAAACACGUCAUAGAGUGAAGAAGGGCCAUGUGCUUGUGUUGUCGCCAGAAUGCACACAUACUGAAGAGAUGGGAUGAUGGACAAUUCACCGUUGAGAACAUGUGUCUUGGAGUUCAGUGAAGAAGAAGAGCAUUAUGUCGUACAGGGAGUAACACACAACCUCUUACAAUGUCUGGACGAGAGCCAGAGCUGUCUGUCGGGAGCAACAUACAAGCCUUACAACACAUAGCGAAGAACAAGGAACCCAGCACAGCACACAUGACUUAAAUACGAGUGAACGAGAAACAACGCAACACAACACACAGAAGACGUAAUGCAUACUGAACAAUCGCCAACGUAACAAACUAUACUUAACAAUACUUAGUGAAGGAGGAAUAUCACAACCCAACACACACAAGGUUCAAGGCAUAGGAACCUGACGCAUGACCUCGGAAAAUGCGUAACCUAACUUAACCUAGCCUGGGGUGUCAAAAGGAGGAGAUUAACAUGCAUACCAGCCUUACGAUGCAUUGCGAACCAGGAACGUCACACAACACAUGCAAAGGCGACCAGGGACAUGACCUGAGAAUACUUGACCUAGGGUACCACAAGGAGGUUCGUGGUCCCAGACUUGAUCUUGGGAUACCACGAGAAAGUAAACAGUUCCAAGAUGACACGAUUCAACCUCAUCCGUGACCUGCCCUGCCCACCACUACCCCCUCCGCCCACCACCAAUGACCUCCGACCGACAGACAGACACAGACGCCCCGGCCCACACGCUGUACAUAAUACCCUGUUCCGUGUCGCUCCUCCACUCACUCGAACACUUACAUCAUGUUAUAAGCGUGUAAGUGGUCCAUUGCGGCGGGAGUUCUGAUGUCGGUGCUGCCGCUGCUGCUGUGUGUGUUGGGGGCGGCCAGCGAGCAGUCCAAGGGUGAUCUACUAUGGAAUGUAUGAAAGUAUUAAAUAUAAAUAAAAACGGAUAAAGUGC
Molecule: messenger RNA, 8458 nt
Organism: Eriocheir sinensis (Chinese mitten crab)
Lineage: Eukaryota; Metazoa; Arthropoda; Malacostraca; Decapoda; Varunidae
Product: ubiquitin-conjugating enzyme E2 Q2-like
Exons: 11
Coding region: 160-1311 (383 amino acids)
Biological process (GO): protein polyubiquitination
Cellular component (GO): nucleus
Molecular function (GO): ubiquitin conjugating enzyme activity
Source: RefSeq, a predicted model, not a curated record